CACCAUCUCUCUCUCUCUCUCUCUCUCUCUCAGUUUAUUGAAGAGCCUACUAAGCUGCUCUGCGGCGCCCUGGCUGUGCUUUCUUUCCUUCGAGAAAAAUCAAGAUUGAGCCGCCGCAACAAUGGCAUACACAUGCUGUUCUUGUCCUUCUUCUUAUUCAGCACCAAUUCAAGGUCUCUCCUCCACCACUUCCCUCGCUUUCCAGCCCAACCCAUCUAUCCAGUUUCUCAAUUUCACCCUGAAAUUGCCCCAUCCGCCGAACACGCUAGUCAAAAACCGACCUCCACUAAUAACCUCCUGCUCUUCUUCUUCUUCUUCUUCUUCUUCUUCUUCUUCUUCUUCUUCUUCUUCUUCUUCUACGGAAUCGGUGGAGACGGCUACAACAGCAGCCGGCAAUCCUCCGAGGGUGCUGAGGAAGAGGACGAGGUACAGGAAGCAGUACCCCGGAGAGAGAGAGGGCAUUACCGAGGAGAUGAGGUUUGUUGCCAUGAGACUCCGCAAUGUCAAUGGCAAGAAAAUUGAAAGCCAUGAAAAGCAGCAAGGUGAUGAAGAUGAUGAGGGUACAGAUGGCGCUAGUGCACAGACUUGGGAACCCACCGUGGAGGGCUUCCUCAAGUACCUUGUCGAUAGCAAGCUUGUUUUCGAAGCUGUUGAACGCAUUGUCGAUGAAUCCAAUGAUGUUUCCUAUGCAUACUUCAGAAAAACUGGACUUCAACGAUCCAGAGGCCUUUCAGAAGAUUUGGAAUGGUUUAGCCAGCAGGGCAAUGUGAUUCCCCCACCUAGUAAUCCAGGAAUUACUUAUGUUAAAUAUCUGGAAGAACUUGCAGAGAAGAGUGCACCUUUAUUUCUCUGCCACUUCUAUAACAUAUACUUUUCGCAUAUAGCAGGUGGCCAAGUGAUAGCAAAAAGGGUCUCUGAGAACCUCUUAGAAGGAAGAGAGUUACAAUUCUACAGAUGGGAAGGGGAUGCAGAAGGGUUGUUGAAAGGUGUGCGAGAGAAGCUCAACAUGCUUGGAGAGCACUGGUCUCGAGAUGAGAAAAACAAAUGUUUAAGGGAAGCAACAAAGUCGUUCAGAUACUUGGGUCAGAUUGUCCGUUUGAUCAUUUUAUAGAACGACACAAUUUUCAUAUUGAAGCUCCACAUAUUUGUAAUCUCAAGGUUGCAGUUGGCCUGAACUCACCGAAGAGGUAAUUGAUGGUUUUGAUAUAUUGCCAUUUCCUAGAGCAUGUAUUGAUACACCUCUUCUGUAAAUCACUUCCAUAAGAUUGAAUUAUUUUUUUGUUCUUCUGUGUCUUAUCUGCCAAUAAGGCUUUCUCUUUUGGUUCAAUUUUCGUGCAAUUUUCAGUAAUAUAACCAGUCAAAGUGUCCUAGAGUAAAAGAGGAAUAGCCUUAUCAUUUCUGCUAAGAAUCACCCUCCUCUUCCUGCUGCUCCCAUUUCUAGUUUUCGUUUUGUUUUUUACUAACCCAUGUGUUCUGAAUAACCUUUAGCUACUGGAGCUGAAUUUCUUGUUAUAGGAGCUUCUAGAGCCGAAGCAUGACUCGAGUACCAUCCUGGAGGAAAGCAAGCCCAAGCAUGAUGUAAAAGUUUGGUUUAUUGUUGAUAAUUUGUGUUUAAGAGUUUUAUCUAUGCAUUAGUAUUAAAAACUAUCAAUUUAGACUAUUUUAUAAGACUAAAUGUCAUUAUUUUAUUUUUAUUUUUAUUA
Molecule: messenger RNA, 1703 nt
Organism: Diospyros lotus (date-plum)
Lineage: Eukaryota; Viridiplantae; Streptophyta; Magnoliopsida; Ericales; Ebenaceae
Product: probable inactive heme oxygenase 2, chloroplastic
Exons: 4
Coding region: 122-1111 (329 amino acids)
Biological process (GO): phytochromobilin biosynthetic process; heme oxidation
Molecular function (GO): heme oxygenase (decyclizing) activity
Source: RefSeq, a predicted model, not a curated record